UUCAAUAACCGUCGUUGUUGUGGUUCAGGAAUACAACCGUUGAUACCGCCUCUUCGUUUUUCGCGUUCGCCAUCGGUAUCGUCGCGAAAAAAAGUGUCUCGUCGGUUCGUGUGCGCGCGUGGUGCGGUCGUUCCGAGUGCGUUUUUUCGUCGCCACCGCCGCCGCCGCCGCCGCCUAGUGUCUCGUUGUUGUCUGCGCGUGGCAGUCGCCGCGGCUGCCCCGUCGCUGUGUAUGCGUACGUGUGAUGCGUGUCCGCCGAAACGCCGCCGGAACCAUCGUCGUCCAGAGCACCGGCACCACCACCACCAGCACCGGCACCAACGGCAUCAAUAGCAUCGGCGUAACGUCGUCGUAGCGAUGGCGUCGUGCAAACGGCCGUGCUGCAGCCGCAGCACGGGCGUAGCCAACAAGCGGCUGUGCUGCAGGGACGGGGCGUCCACGUCGUCGUCGUCCGGCGGCGGCGGCUCGGGCCAAUGCCGCACGGUCGACUCACUGUUGGAUAUCACCGCGCGCAUCGUGGCCGAGACCAUACCGUUCCAGCGCAUCGAGGAACGGUACAGCCGCAUACCGGAACCGGUGCAGCGGCAGAUCAUCUACUGGUCGUUUCCUCGCAACGAGCGUGACAUAUUCAUGUACUCGUCGCUGAUACGCGUGUCGCAAGCCAGCUCGUCGUCGCAAAACUCGGAGCAGAGCAACCUGUCCUUUUACAAGGGACUCAAGUUGCUGGAGACCGGGUGCGUGGACCGGGUGCUGCAAGUCGGAUUCCAUCUAAGCGGAGUGGUGUGGAAUCAGAGACCCGGGUCGCCAUCCUACAACCAUCCCGACCAGGAGAACAAAAAACACAAAGUGUCAGUCAGCUUCGACCGGUGCAAGAUAACGUCGGUAACAUGCAGCUGCGACACGAAAGACAUAUUCUGGUGUCCCCACGUUGUAGCCUUGUCCUUGUACAGGAUACGGAACGCGGACAGUGUCAGGCUCAGGGUCCCCAUAUCAGAAACACUUUUACAAAUGGAUAGACAACAGCUGCAAAAGUUCGUGCAGUACCUCAUAUCAGAACACCACACCGAAGUAUUGCCUACAGCUCAAAAACUAGCCGAUGAGAUCUUGCAGCAACGCUCCGAGAUCAAUCAGAUAGCCGGAGCACCGGACCCGACUGCUGGGCCGAGCGCGGACGACGAGCACACGUGGCACCUGGAUGAGGAACAGGUAUGCGAGCAGGUCCGGUCGUACCUGACGCACGGCAGCUACUACAACGCGAACAAGCAGCUCAACUCGCUGUUCGCCAAGGUGCGCGAGAUGCUGCGCGCCCAGGACUCGAACGGCGCUCGCAUGCUGACGCUCAUCACUGAGCAGUUCCUGUGCGACCCCAGGCUGGCGCUGUGGAAGUCCCAGGGCACGCCGAUCACGGAUAAGUGCCGGCAGUUGUGGGACCAGCUGGGCGCGCUAUGGGUGUGCAUCGUGCUCAACCCGCACUGCACGGCGCAGGACAAGAGCCAGUGGAAGACAUUGCUGGAGAAGUGGACGCACGUAGACAUAUGUCCGCCCGAAGACCCGGACAUGUUGGCACUGCCGCCUGCUUUCAACGACAGAAAUCACCAUCCGCCCACUGAGAACGGUUUGGACGAGGACGUGGACAACGUCAACUACAGGCCGUCGUCCCGGUCUAGCAGAUCGAGUCCCAGGUACAGGAGUAGUUAUCCGAGCACCAGCCAGCGGAUAAACCGAACGAUAUUCCACAGGGCUUUGGACGCGGUGAGCAUGUCGUGGGACAAUAUUCACCUGAAGAACGUGUUGUCCAGCGACACAUACAGCAGUCAUAUACCAGACAGCACGCAGUCGGGCAGCUUCAACGAGCUAGGACAGCCUCUGUGGCACGAGCUGCUGGCCACGUGCGCGUCCCGCGUGGAUGCACUCAGGUCGCACGGCCACCAUGCGGCAGCGCUUAGGCUGGCCGUGUGCGUGGUGCGCACCAUGAAGCAGCAGCAGCUAGACGCGCAGCGCCGGUGGCAGGAGAGCCAGAAGCCGCCGCCGCCACGGUGCCCGUCCCGGCACUCCAACCCGCCGACUCGGUGCUACGAGCUGCGGCCUGCGCAAUCGUGUUCAUACGACACGUACUCGCAGACGCGGCCGUGCUCGUCCCGGUGCGUGUCGUGCCCCAUGGUUGGCGGCUACGACCGGCUGUCCGCGUCGUCGUCCAGCGGCGGUGGCCCCAUGUCGUCGGCCGCAUCCUCGGCGUCUUCAUCCCCGUGCAGUCUAUCCCGGUGCGGGUACAAUGACUCGCGGUCCGGCUACGCGACCGGCGGCGCGGGCUGUUCCAGUUAUAGGUGUACGGCGUUCGCGGACGCCCCGCGGCCCAACGUGUGCACGGCAUCCCGGUGCAACAGCUAUUGCACUUACUACGACAAUCAUCCGCCGCUCCGGGUUCCGGGCCCUAUGUCCGGUGGCUUUGGCGGCGGCGGCAGCAGCAGCUCCGGCCUGGGCGGUGGCGGCGGUGGCAGCGGUUCAUCCGGUUACCGGUACCCCGAGCGCACCAACAGCCGGAACGGCGGUAGCAGUUCCAGCAGUUCUCGCGGCGGUGGUAGUGGCAGCGGUGGUGGUGGCAUGGGUUCCAACCAGCAGACCGCCGUACUGCACAACAGCUGGACCGAAGGAUGGGUCGGUCAUCCGAUGGACCCUAUCGGCUGUCUGUUCGACACACUGACUGAUGCAUCUAUAGUUCCUGAUCCAAACGUGCCUCAUUCGUCACCGUCAUUUUUCGACGCCAACGCAUCCGAAGAGGGAACCCUGCGGCCCACCCCUCGUCUCACACACAUACCCGUCGCCGGUUCGCAGGAUCGCUCCGAAACGUACCUGUCGCUGGCCGUCGAAGUGGCACUCAUCGGUCUCGGCCAACAGCGUAAUAUGCCUCCUGGACUGUACGCUCAGGAAAAGGCGUGCAAACAAGAAGACAGACUGAUAGCCAAACUACAAGAACUGGAUAUGGAUUCGAAUCUUGUGGGUGUUCUACGUCGGCAGGCCAUAGUGCUGUUGGAAGGAGGUCCAACCAGUGGCCUAGGCCAUGGCGUUCACAGGGACAGCAUACCUAUGCACACGUUCGCCCGUUUCCUAUUCGUCGCACUGCUCGACUACUACCCUGAUCUGGCCUACGACGUAGGUCUACGAGCGAUGAGAUUACCAAUUUUGGAGGACCAUGAAGACUCGGACAAUCCAAAUGGCAACCCUUCUUCCGUGAUGUUGAACCGGUAUCCGCGAUGGUUCACUCUGGGCCACAUCGAAACACAACAGUGUACGCUAGCAUCUACAAUGCUGAGCGCUGCCAAAGGAGAACUACUGCGACUGAGAACAGUACUGACAUCGGCACAACGACACAUACAUAGCUCAUCACAUCUGUUUAAAUUGGCGCAAGAUGCGUUUCGUUUCGCUACACCAGAAAACGGACCAAGGCACCCACCGUUGUUGACCGUCGCCUUCGAACUCGGAUUACAGGUAAUGCGCAUCACGCUGGCUUCUUUGAACUGGCGACGUCGCGAAAUGGUCCGGUGGUUGGUGACCUGUGCUACCGAAGUCGGCAUGGAUGCUCUGACAUCUGUGAUGCAAAAUUGGUUCCAACUGUUCACGCCCACAGAAGCCACAGGACCCGUGGCCACAACGAUCAUGUCGCAUAGCACCAUGCUGCGGUUGAACUUGUCGUUCGAACAACAAGAGAAACUGUCAAGCUACGCUCGCACUUUGGCCCUUCAAUGCGCGUCCAAGGAUCCACCGAACUGCGCGCUGAAUGCUCUGACGCUGUGCGAGAACGACGCCACCGCCUUCGAGGCUGCUUACCAAAUCGUGUUGGACGCCGCGUCGCACAUCAUGACUUCAUCGCAGCUGUUCACGAUCGCCAGGUACAUGGAACACCGAGGAUAUCCGAAUCGUGCGUACAAGCUCGCGAUGCUCGCGAUGAAAAACGUCCACUUGGCGUACAACCAGGACACUCAUCCAGCCAUCAACGACAUACAUUGGGCCUGCGCACUGAGCCACUCUUUGGGCAAAAACGAGUUGGCCACCAUGAUCCCAUUGCUGGUGAAGAACGUGCAGUGCGCCACCGUGCUGUCCGACAUCUUGCGCAGGUGUUCGAUGACGCCGCCCGGCAUGACUUGUGCUCAUACGUUACCUCCGCCCGAUACAAAUUUUUUCAUGUCCCCAGGUAAACACCACCAUCACCACCAUCACCACCACCAUCACCACCAUCACCGGAACAACGGCAACAGCUCCUCGCGGUGCAGCAUGAUGAAGGGCCUGUCGUACGAACGGGCGCCGCUGCGCGUCCUGCUGGAGGCCGCGGUCGCCGCGUACGUGAACACCACUCACUCGCGGCUUACGCACAUAUCGCCCAGGCACUAUGCGGACUUCAUCGAGUUCCUGGGCAAGGCCCGGGACACGUUCCUACUAGCGCAUGACGGCCACGCGCAGUUCGCACAGCUACUGGACAACAUGAAGCUGGCAUACAAGGGCAAGAAGAAGCUCAUGUUCCUGGUGAAAGAACGCUUCGGGUGACUAGGGCAUGGCGCGGCGACGCCUUUCCGUCGAUGAUUGAUGCGGUGUGCUCGCGCCGAGUGCACGGUGUAUACAGACUUACAACAACGACACCCGCACGACGUGCUCACCACACCCGCACCCGGUCAGACGCGAAAUCUGCAAUGCCGCGCUCGAGAAAAACAAGUCAUCGGUGAAGUUACCUCCGCUAAUAACCAUACCUAUAACAUUAUCUAUAAUGUCUCUUAUUUAAAUUGCUACUACAUGUUUUUCCACGAAUAAUAAUUUUUCUCGUUA
Molecule: messenger RNA, 4815 nt
Organism: Sipha flava (yellow sugarcane aphid)
Lineage: Eukaryota; Metazoa; Arthropoda; Insecta; Hemiptera; Aphididae
Product: zinc finger SWIM domain-containing protein 5-like
Exons: 16
Coding region: 358-4539 (1393 amino acids)
Cellular component (GO): Cul2-RING ubiquitin ligase complex
Molecular function (GO): zinc ion binding
Source: RefSeq, a predicted model, not a curated record